ACAACUAACAACUUCCGGGUCAUUCCGUACAUGAGUAAAGUGACAGUAGCAACGAAAACUUAACUCAAGUUUUUCACCGUAUUUGUUAUUAAUUCACAGACCAAGCUUGUCACAUUAAUACACUACCAUUGUGGUUUUAUUCGGAGAAAAUGGUGUUUUAUUUCACAAGUGCCGUGGUGGACCCUCCAUUCACGAUCUACAUGGGGAAAGAUAAAUAUGAAAAUGAGGAUCUCAUUAAAUAUGGUUGGCCCGAAGACAUCUGGUUUCACGUUGACAAACUCUCUUCAGCUCACGUUUACCUAAGGAUGCCGAAGGGUAAAACCAUAGAUGAUAUUCCUCCAGAGGUGCUGGUAGACUGUGCUCAGCUGGUGAAGAACAACAGCAUCCAGGGCUGCAAGAUGAACAACAUCAAUGUGGUUUACACGUCGUGGGCCAACUUGAAGAAAACUGGAGACAUGGAUGUUGGUCAGAUCGGCUUUUACAAACAGAAAGAGGUGAAGCUUGUUGCCGUUGAGAAGAAGAUCAAUGAAAUCGUAAACCGUCUGGAGAAGACGAAAGAAGAGCGCUUCCCGGAUCUGGCAGCAGAGAGGGAAGCAAGGGACCGGGAGGAGAGGAACGAGAAGAAAGCUCAACUCCAGGAGCAGAAGAGGAAAGAGAAGGAAGAGCAGAAGAAGAAAAAGGAGAUGGAGGAGCUCAGGCAUUAUACUUCUCUGAUGAAGAGUGAAAACAUGAAAACUAAUGAGGACGGCUAUGACUCAGACGACUUCAUGUGACAGGUGAAAAUGCGACGGCGAUCAGUGGUCGGAGGGCUCCCCUGCUGCCAUCGCUUGCAGUAGCUCGUUACAGACUUUAAAUAAAUGAAAAUCAAAAACAAACAAGCGCAUACUGCUUCUGGACACUGAGCAGAAGCCAAACCAUCGGGGAAUGACUUUGCCUCUCUUGAUCCAGGAGCUGUUGUCAGACCGAGCCGGCUGACCUCUACAUUAAAGGAGGAAGGGUGAACCUGACAACACUGCUCAGCAGGAGUCGUUUGGAGGGAGAAAACCCAGACAACAGAUUCUGUGCUAAAUGAUGAUAAAAUGGUGUCUCGAUGGGUCUCUUUUGUUUCAGUCAUUCAAUCUAACAGCAUUUUGUUGAAGCUGCAGAGCCUCCUGCUUGCUUUCUCAUUAUGCUAAUUUUGUCUGCAUGUCAUAUUUUAUUAAACACAAGUCAUUGUAUAAAUUUAAA
This is a messenger RNA of Fundulus heteroclitus (mummichog), 1227 nucleotides long. It is a transcript of the gene ccdc25, whose product is annotated as coiled-coil domain containing 25. NCBI's taxonomy places the organism in Eukaryota, Metazoa, Chordata, Actinopteri, Cyprinodontiformes, Fundulidae. Bases 150 to 773 code for a protein of 207 amino acids. The record is from RefSeq and is a predicted model, not a curated record. The transcript is spliced from 9 exons.